AUGGCGAAUACCCCGGACAAGGCAGGGUAUGACGCAGUCUCCAUGUCCACUGUCACAAAUCAUGACGACCUCGCUGAUAGUUCAACGCCCGGACUCAACGCCGAGCUCCUCAUCGAAGAGAUAUUGAGGGAAAACACUAGUCUUCAUGCCAGCUACAGAAUUUCAACCGCAGCAUUUCCCGGUCGACAUUUCUCAUUGGGCGUUUCUGAUAUUUGGCAUAAGUUAAACAGCGCAGUGACUUCUGCGAACUUCGAGGGAAAGUCAUGCGGUUCUCUCAACGGCUUUGAAUCCAUCCUUGUUGAAGGAGAUGGGCUGCUUCCUUUGACUGAUUUACCGACGCUACUCCCUCCCAUGACACGCGUAUUGUUCACACAAAGCUUAUCUAUCUGGGUAGCUCUUUCGCAGACCUAUCUUCCUAGAACUGCUGAUCCUAUGAGAGGUAGGCUAGUGGCAUUACACCAUAGGCUGCAAGGCAAGCAGUGUAUUAGAUGCUGCAUUUUGAAUGCGGAGCAGUUAGUUGCAAACUACAAGCCUCCCAGAAGCUGUGUAUUGAUCCUUACCUCUUUGUGCGGGCCAGGGGGUUAUGUGUUUGGCUGGGAAGGUUAUUGUAGUAACGGUGCGCUUGUUCUUAAGAGGCUUUUCGAAGAUGGCAUAUAA
Messenger RNA from Fusarium mangiferae, 657 nucleotides. RefSeq lists its product as uncharacterized. The coding region runs from base 1 to 657 and encodes 218 amino acids. The transcript has a single exon. The record is from RefSeq and is a predicted model, not a curated record. NCBI's taxonomy places the organism in Eukaryota, Fungi, Ascomycota, Sordariomycetes, Hypocreales, Nectriaceae.